Caenorhabditis remanei is the source of this 357-nucleotide messenger RNA. RefSeq lists its product as uncharacterized. The record is from RefSeq and is a predicted model, not a curated record. The transcript is spliced from 2 exons. Lineage: Eukaryota; Metazoa; Nematoda; Chromadorea; Rhabditida; Rhabditidae. Bases 1 to 357 code for a protein of 118 amino acids.
AUGACUUCUGUUGUUGUUCCACAAAUCGAAUUUCGUGUAAACUGGAAUGAAAUCGCUAAAAUCAAGCAGAAAAUCAUCGAAGCGCUGAAAGGAAUCAAUAUUAAGACCAUUGGAGAAGUGGACAUGUUCUUGUUUAAGAAAAAUGGGGAAAUCCACGUGCGUCUCGAGUUGAAACCAUUCGCGUUCCCAGAUACUGAACGAUGCAAAGCAGUUCAGGCGAACACCGGACCGCCCAUCAUUGGAGAGCAUCAGUUGGGAUGUCGCGGCAUCGAGUAUCGUCAUGAGAAGGCUAUCAAACGGGGAAGACGGCAUCGCGUGUCGACAGGCGUGCAGACAGUUUUCACAAAGAAGCAAUGA